Molecule: messenger RNA, 1340 nt
Organism: Melospiza georgiana
Lineage: Eukaryota; Metazoa; Chordata; Aves; Passeriformes; Passerellidae
Gene: CIDEA
Product: cell death inducing DFFA like effector a
Exons: 5
Coding region: 29-685 (218 amino acids)
Biological process (GO): regulation of apoptotic process; apoptotic process; lipid storage
Cellular component (GO): lipid droplet
Source: RefSeq, a predicted model, not a curated record
CCGGCGCUGCCCCGCGCUCGGGCGGGUCAUGGAGGUGGCACGGGAUUGCGUGGGAUUGCUGCUGCGAUCUUUCAUAUCCAUGGGAGCAUCAGUAGGAGCGGUAACAAAACAGACCCUGUUCCCUCCUCUCAUGCCCGCAGGACGCCCUUUCCGUGUGUCCAACGCCUCCCGCAGCAGCAGGAAGGGAAUUGUUGCCAGCAGCCUGCAGGAGCUCCUCAGCAAGACUUUGGACGCCUUUGUUAUAACUGCUGGAAUAGUUACUCUGGUUUUGGAGGAAGAUGGCACAGUUGUGGACACAGAAGAGUUCUUCAAGUCCCUGGAUGACAAUACACACUUCAUGGUUCUAGAAAAUGGACAGAAAUGGACCCCAACAAAAAAUGGAGUUGUGGCUGUGAGAAAAAAGAAGAAAAUGGGAGUAGCUAACAUCACAUUUGACCUGUACAAACUGAACCCUAAGGAUUUUAUUGGCUGCUUAAACAUCAAGGCAACCUUCUAUGAGAUCUACUCUAUCUCAUAUGACAUCAAAUGCAUGGGAGCCAAAAGUGUAUUACGGAAAGUGCUUCAGCUACUAUCCCAUGCAGCACAAAUAACUGGACAGUUUCUGCUCUACACUGGAACAUACAUGCUGCAGUUGAUGGGUGAAUAUGAUGAAGAAGAAAUGUGCAUGAGAUCCAGGCGGGAGUAGUGACCACAGCCGCGCUCCUGGUGUCGAAUCCUUUGCUCACAGACAUUGUCCUGCCCAGCUCUGAUUGUAACAGUGUUAUAGCAGGGGUGUGCACUAAUGUGAACUAACAUUUAUCCUGUUUGGGGGUGCUUGUAGCCCUUAGUCAUGAAGUGUUGGAUGUUCACAGGCUCUUAACACCGCAAAAAGAUGGGUGUCUAAUCUGGCAAGAGGAGAGAGAGGGCAGGUUUUUGUUCCAGAAAUUCAAAAUUAAGAAUAAGUAUACUUGGAAACUUUAAUGCUUUGUAACCAAUGGAAUAUUUUUUGCACCAGUCAGGACAUUGGGGUUUUUGUGUGGUUAUUUUUUUGUUUUUCAUGGCUAUCUAUUUGCAUUCUGAACAGACUGGGCUGUAAGGUGAGGGCAUGGAGGGGACUAUGGGGUUUCUUUGUUUAUUUGUUAAUUUUAAUCCUUAACAGUGCUGGGAUUAAUGUGAGGCUGACAUUGAGGUGAAGUGUACCUAUUUACUCCUGCUGACAAUGGAACUACUUAGUGCAACUUCAGUCUUACUUCAGUGACUGACUCUUCUAAUGAAGUCUAAUUGGAGAUUGUGCAAUCACUAAGCAGAAGGUUAAAAUUUAGCUUUACAUCCCUUAAAACAAAUAAAUCCUUUUCAUUAUA